UGUAGACGAGAGCAUUGGAGUUUAAUCGAUGCACAUUUGGAGUGAAGAUCGCCCAGCGAUCUCCGAAGAGAUCACUGGUGCUUUUUUGCCCAGCGAUCUCCGAAGAGAUCACUGGUGCUUUUUUGCCCAGCGAUCUCCGAAGAGAUCACUGGUGCUUUUGUUGUUGCUGCUGCUGAAGUGUUGUUUGCCCAGCGAUCUCCGAAGAGAUCACUGGUGCUUUUGUUGUUGCUGCUGCUGAAGUGUUGUUGC
Molecule: messenger RNA, 249 nt
Organism: Meloidogyne enterolobii
Lineage: Eukaryota; Metazoa; Nematoda; Chromadorea; Rhabditida; Meloidogynidae
Source: the annotation of a GenBank genome assembly